AUGUCUCGCCAAAGCACAAUCGUCGAUGUGACCUACAACGACCCUCGCACGGGCCAGCGCGUGCGCGAGCGCCGCGUCCAGGAGAUUCCGGAUGAUGAGCUCGAUAACGUUCGCCAACGUGAGAGAGCAAUGGUCUUGGGACCGAGACGUGAUCGCGGUCCAGAUUACUGUGGAGAAGCCGACGACAACUACGUUCGUUCGCCGCCGCGCCGCAACGAAGACUAUCUUGCUGUAGACGAAUACCGGCCUCAACGAUCGCGGAGUUACAGGGGAGCUUCAUCCAGACGACGCAGCCCUUCUAGCAGCAGCGCCAGCUCCAGCGACUCGGAUUAUGACCGCAGAAGGCGGCAUCGAAGCAGACACAGGCGUGCUCGAAGCGCGAAACCUGCUCGACCCGAAAGUGAGGAUGAUGAUGGAAUCUUGUGGUACAGCGGCCGCUCGCGGAAAGAUGGGAACUUUUUGGAACGCAACUUUGACUCGUCGUACGAUGGUCUGUUUGCAGCGGCUGCCGGGGCAGCAAUUGGCGCUAUGACUGCCAGGAGAUUCGCGCACACAGAAGGUGAUGAGAAGAACAUGAAGAACGUGAAGACGGUCGGUGGCCUGGUGGCAGGCGCUGCGGCUUUCAAUGCGGCUGAGAACAGGUAUAGACUCUUUACCGAGGAAAAGCAGGAGAGGAAGAGGGAGGAGCGAGUGGUGUGA
Molecule: messenger RNA, 699 nt
Organism: Saxophila tyrrhenica
Lineage: Eukaryota; Fungi; Ascomycota; Dothideomycetes; Mycosphaerellales; Extremaceae
Exons: 1
Coding region: 1-699 (232 amino acids)
Source: RefSeq, a predicted model, not a curated record